UUACAGGCCGCUAGCCCCUUGUCAAUAAUGACAAAAAGCGCUCUGGCGUAAAGCGCCGAACGAGUCAUCGUGAUAAGAGCUAUAAUCCUGUACCUGUUCAACGGCUGCGCCGAAAGCACAGCUUUCUCCCAACCGCACGCCGCUCCGUGCGCAGCACAAAGACCAGGUGCUAAAAUGGAGUGGACCUCCCGCAGCAGCGACAAAAAGAACACGAGGAACGACACCAUCGAACAAGCCAAAGCAGCAAGAGAAGCGCGAGCGCGAGCCAAGCGCGAACAGCGGCCCGCGUUAGUGAUCACUAAAGCUAUACGACGACAAGCACACAGAACCGCUUUCCGGAAAAGCUGCGCCGAGCGCUGCACGAAGAAGUCUGCUGACAUCGCGAAACUGAAACAACUGCUCGCGGCCGCAAACAAACCCUUCACGCUGCCGGCGGAGCACGCGGGGCCUUUAUUGAGAGACGCGGCGCUCGCGCGCGACGCCCUCGACGCCAAAGCGCUCGAAGCCAUCAUCAACGUCGCGGGCCUCGCGGAUUGCAAAGACGACGACGCGUGGCGGCUGAAGGUCCUCGCGGCGCGGUGCUGGCGCGUCGGGCUGAGUAACAGAAACGAAGGAUUAAUUGACGCCGUCGGCGCUUUACUAAACCGGCGCGGCGAUGUUGAUUUGCGUGAAUUAAUCCUCGACGACGAUGGCGCGCUGCGAGUAGCAAUUCGAGGCAGGCGCGGCGCCUUCCUCGAAGCGGCCGUCGCCGCGGCAGCUUCAGCGGCGCGACGUUUAGGUGAGGAGGCGCUCUUUGCGCGGCUGCUGUGGCCAACAAAUAUUGUGGAGGUCGCGGGCGAGGCCGGUAAACGAGCGCUCGUCGGCGAUGGUUCAUCAAAAGCGCUCCGAGCUAUGAUUGAAGAGGGCCCGCUGGCCGAGAGUGGUGAAGCAGAUGUCGACGCGCACGCUCGUAUAUUGGGAACGCUCGGUAGUUUGGGACGGCGGCUCCUCUCAUCAAAAAAUAGUGACGCGCGCGCCUUCGCCGACGCCGUCGCCACUUCACUCAAGCGCACGGAGAACGCCUCAUCAUUAUUCACGGACGAGGAUGUGGUCGUGGCCUGGCGCGUGGUGCGCGGCGCGAAGACGCCCGUGACGGCGUCCCGCGAGCUUAGAGAUAGAGCGAAGGACCUCGUGGACGCGCGGAACGGGUGUCUGGGCGUGUUGUUCGACGCUCUGGUAUCAGAGAUUGAUUUAGGCUUCCUCGACGCGCCCCCGGCAAGUGAAAUGGCCCUCGACGCGCAAUUAGCCCAACAAACCGCCGACGAGUUUUCCGAGGCCGCCGCGAAGAAGAAGCGGUCGGCCCUCGCCGAUAUGGUAGGAUCGAAGUGGGCUCGAAAAUUGGAGAAGACCGCGGGUAGCAUGGAGAAGUCCGUGCUCAGAGCCUUUGGCUACUCGUCGAAAAAGAAACCGGCUCCCAAAAACUACUCGGUUACCAAAAUCAAGGCGCCUUCCUUGACUCCCAUGAUAAUUGGAGACGCCGAGGCCUGGGCCCUCGCCACAUGUCUGGGAUUGGCGGCGUGCUCUCCUGUUUUAAGGCUGAAGGCCCUGACGCAAUUGACCUUCCGGAACGACGCUCCGAGAAAGCUCUGGGGGUUCCUAGCAGCGCAACCGGAGCGCGUGACUUACGCUCUAUCAGCGUACUUUAGUGGAGGACGACUGACGAGCGACGUCGCGCUGGCUUGUGUGACCGCGGCGUUGCUACGGCAUGCAUUAUUAGUGGCGGACGACGACGACGUGCUCCAAGGCCAUCCACUACAGCCCUUCAUGCUGCGCAAAGUCCUACAAAUGUAUAAACCGGCGGCGUUUAGUUACUGCUGGUCUUCCCCAAAAAAAGAUGCCGUGAGGGACGAGUUGUUUGCGUGGGUCGUCACGUUGUUGAGAGACUUGCAUGCGAGGCACUGCCGGCGGCCCUUAUGCAAGCCGAGCGGUUGGUUAGUGGAUGAAGCGCAGGACGCGCAUGCAGAAAUAGCACAGAGACAGUCGCAACGAAGCAAGCGACUCAUGGCGCGCAUGCCCUUCUGCGUGUCCUUCCGCCACCGGGCCGACGCCUUCUCACUACACAGUUCGGACAACGCGCGGCCGAGUGCCGCGGAGGCGACGCGCGUACGGGUGCGGCGGUGCCGCAUCUUGGACGACGGCCUGGCCCAGGUCGCGGCCUUGACGCCUUUACAACUCCAAGGGAGGCUGAGCGUGCAAUUUGUCGACGACUUCGGCCGGACGGAGGCGGGGAUUGAUGCGGGCGGCCUCUUCAAGGAGUUCUGGACCGAGCUAUCCAAGAGGGCCUUCGACGAGGCCUUCGGGCUCUUCCGCACGACGAAGCAUGAUGGAUUGCUCUACCCAAACCCCGACGCGGCGACGGCACACGGCGAGCGGGAAGCGCUGGAGCUGUUCAGAUUUGUUGGAAGGGUGUUAGGAAAAGCAUUGAGAGAAGGCUUGACGGUGCAGCCGAGGUUCUCGCGGAGUUUCCUGAGUUUCCUGACGGGCGAUUUCAACUACGUGACGUUGUUAGAAGAUCUUCGUAGCUUAGACCCGGAGCUCCACAAGAAUCUGCGGUUCCUCCAGUUGUACGAUGGCGACGCGGCGGAUCUGGGCCUGGACUUCACUAUAACUUAUGAGCGCUUCGGCGAGACGGUGACCCAGGACUUGAGGUACGACGGUUCGAAGACAGACGUCACCAACCAAAACAAGCACGCGUACGUCCAGGCCGUCGCGCGGUUCCACAUGGUCGAUCGGUUGAAGAAGCCGUCGGAGGCGUUUGUGGGCGGUCUGGCGGAUGCGGUUGAUGUGUCUCUACUCAGGGUUUUCGCGGCGCCCGAACUACAAGUCUUGAUCAGUGGCGCGGACGCGGCCAUCGACGUUGAUGAUUUGCGCAAGUUCACUCGCUAUGAAAACUGCCGUUCCAAUGAUUCUACGAUCCAACGCUUCUGGGCCGUCUGCAAGAAGCUCUCUCCGUCCGAUCGGGCCGCGCUGUUGAAAUUUGUCACGGCGUGCGAGCGCGGGCCUUCCUUGGGAUUUGGGGCCCUCGAGCCGCCCUUCACCAUCCGCAAGAUCCCGGAUUCUGAUAAAUUGCCCUCGGCCUCGACGUGCUUCAACACUCUGAAAUUACCUUCCUACAGUUCGGAGAAGGUUUUGAAGGAGCGGCUGCUCACGUCGAUCCACUCGGGCGCGGGCUUCGACCUGUCCUAGUGUGCUUUGUUGUGGCUAACUUGUGUUUUUCAACCCACUCGUCGCCCGGGUCGCUAAGCAGGAGGCAUGGCGAGG
Messenger RNA from Pelagomonas calceolata, 3300 nucleotides. Lineage: Eukaryota; Pelagophyceae; Pelagomonadales; Pelagomonadaceae. The record is from the annotation of a GenBank genome assembly.